Trametes versicolor FP-101664 SS1 is the source of this 846-nucleotide messenger RNA. RefSeq lists its product as uncharacterized. The record is from RefSeq and is a predicted model, not a curated record. NCBI's taxonomy places the organism in Eukaryota, Fungi, Basidiomycota, Agaricomycetes, Polyporales, Polyporaceae. The transcript is spliced from 3 exons. Bases 1 to 846 code for a protein of 281 amino acids.
AUGAAGACUACAUCUGCACGCAAGACUGCGAAGGCGCAGGAGCCAUACGACGACGCAAAACGACCUCGCAAGCGUACAGCCAAGACACCUAAACCGAAGGAACAACCGACCUUGCCCCCAACACCAGCAGCGCCAGGACUGUCUUCCACGCAUUCGGGUCCCGCCCCGGGAGCCGUGCAUUAUCGCAAACUCUGCGAGGAGCAUGUUCGCAGACGGUACCCUGGCCUAGAGCCUCGCAAUGACUUCGAUCUUGUCCAACUCGCAAGCGAAUUUUACAAGGGUACACACGCGGAGAUUUUUGCGGCGCUCGACGACGAUCUUGCAGACACGAGCGAAGCCUAUGGCUAUGAAGUCAUGAUGGAGAAUUCGACCAAGCUCUUAGAAAACUACUUUGAGCCUACUGGGAUCAAACCCGGAAACUCGGCCCUCCUUGACGACAAGUUCGUGUUCGUCCGGCCCAUCCCCGACUCCAAAUAUUCGCUCAGGCUAUUCCCUGGAUCUCUGUCGGCUGCCGAGUAUUGCUUGGAUUUCGUCGACUCCGCCACCGGGGAACCGGUCAACUCGCCCUUCGAAUACGAGCUCUGGGGCGUACCGGACCCGGACGCACCGUGGCUUUCGAUGCCGAUAACGGGGAAGCUCCGGUCUAUCGAGCGGGGCCACGGCAUCAAGCAAGAGGACAUACUUCCAGGCGGAGAGAAGUUCGUUCUGCGGGACGGGCAGACGUGUGUGCUCAUGCGCCCUGGAAAACGGCCUGCCCGGUUCACAGUACCGCUACGGCGUGUCGAGACCACAGAUGUGGCUGAAGACGUGGACGUAAUCGACCUGCCGAAGGUCGUCGGUCCGUGA